ACCCACUUGAAGCCAAGAUGCAGAACUGCUGGGCACCGAUGCUGGUGUUGGUGGGGGUAGUCGUGGCAGACCCCACCACGCCCACCCUCCUCAGCUACGAGCAAGUUUUGGCUUCUGCCAUUGACAACUACAACCAGGAGCUGGGCUCGGAGAAUGCCUUUCGGCUGCUGGAAGCUGAACCUCAGCCAGACUGGGAUCCUUCAACUCAAACCAUCCAGCCCCUGAAAUUCUCCAUCAAAGAGACUGUUUGCAGAGCGGACGAGAACCGGGAUGUGACCCAGUGUGAGGAAAAAGAGAAUGGGGUUGACCGGGACUGCUCUGGGUUCUAUUCUGCCCAAGAGAAUCAGCCGGUGAUCAUGGUCCAGUGUGAAGAUGCGGAUCAGGAGCUGGACCGUAUCACCAGGGGCCGCAGAAGAAGGUGGUGGCGGAAAACCAAGAGGUUUUUCAAGAAGCACGGGGUCAGCAUCGGUUUGGCAGCCCUGCGGCUGCGCGGAUAGCGAGGAAGGGCAGAGAAAGGCAAUUCCUCCGGGAGCACCGCAACAAAUACGCAGCCCUCCGAGAGUUUCGCCUGUGGGCUUCUUGUGAGCCUCCCUGAGGUAUCCUCUAAGUCUUCAGUAAUAAAAGAUGUACCGCUGA
Molecule: messenger RNA, 636 nt
Organism: Heteronotia binoei (common prickly gecko)
Lineage: Eukaryota; Metazoa; Chordata; Lepidosauria; Squamata; Gekkonidae
Product: cathelicidin-2-like
Exons: 4
Coding region: 18-497 (159 amino acids)
Biological process (GO): defense response to Gram-negative bacterium; innate immune response; defense response to Gram-positive bacterium
Cellular component (GO): extracellular region
Molecular function (GO): lipopolysaccharide binding
Source: RefSeq, a predicted model, not a curated record